This is a messenger RNA of Monopterus albus (swamp eel), 3521 nucleotides long. RefSeq names its product solute carrier family 16 member 12b (gene slc16a12b). Lineage: Eukaryota; Metazoa; Chordata; Actinopteri; Synbranchiformes; Synbranchidae. The record is from RefSeq and is a predicted model, not a curated record. Gene Ontology annotation, molecular function: transmembrane transporter activity. The transcript is spliced from 9 exons. Bases 647 to 2146 code for a protein of 499 amino acids. Gene Ontology annotation, biological process: creatine transmembrane transport.
GUAGCUUCUUGUGUGAUGAGUCAGAUGGAGGUGGGGGUCUGAAUGGGAGGAGGGGAUCGGGACAGAGACAUCCUCUGAUUGCCCUGAGUGAUGUGGAGCAGAGUCCGCUGAGGUUGCAGCGGUUGUGUGUGCGCGCCGUGUUUCGGGAUUGUCCAUGCGUUCAUGUUUGGAUAGGAAAGCCCACAGGCAUGAUGUAGGCUGGCACCGAGCAGUCUGGAUCCAGAGAAGUUUGGAUGCACCUCAUCAGGUGACGUUCUUAACAAGGAGCAGAAAUCUGCGGGCGGGGCCAACCCUGUGCCUCCCCGAGGAUGAAAGUAACAUGAGCGUUACCGACGAAUCGACAGGUGAGACAGAGAAGAGCCGAACAGGAGUCAGACGGAUCCUGGUCCCCAAACAGAAACUCGGCCGGAAAAGCGCAGUGUCGCGCUCCACCCGGCCGGUUGCUUCCUCUUGGCUGUGGAGGGGUGACUCCUGUCUCUGCCUGGGUAUCUCUGAGGAGUUGGCCUGCAGAGACACAGAGCUUUAAGUCCUGCACACCUUAAAUCUGACAAACUCAUAGGCUGCAUCUCCAGAGAACCAGCAACCAGGACCAGGACCAGUUCCACAGGCUGGCUUGGGGAGUUCAGCUCCGUGUGUAGCUGCAGCAAUGGUUUAUGGGAAGCGACAGAGCGGCGGGGUAUCUCCUCCAGACGGCGGGUGGGGCUGGGUGAUCGUUGGCUGCUGCUUCAUGGUGACAGUCUGCACACGAGCAGUGACCAGGUGCAUCUCCAUCUUCUUCGUGGAGUUUCAGGCUCAUUUUGGAGCUGACUACUCUGCUACAGCCUGGAUCCACAGCCUGGUGGACUGCACCACCAUGAUCUGUGCUCCUGUUGGCAGCCUGGUCAGUAACCGUUGGUCCUGCCGGGUGGCGGUGAUGUUGGGGGGACUCCUUUCAUCCUGCGGCCUCCUCCUCAGCUCCUUCAUCACCAGCAUGAAGCUCCUCUACUUCAGCUUGGGCGUCCUCACAGGUCUCGGCUUCGCUCUCUGCUACACCCCGGCCAUUGCCAUGGUCGGUUGUUACUUCAGGCAAAGGAAGGCGUUGGCGUAUGGGAUUGCCCUGUCCGGCAGCGGGAUCGGGACUUUUGUGUUGGCCCCGCUCGUGCAGCUGCUCAUCGAGGUGUACUCAUGGAGGGGGGCGCUGCUCGUCCUCAGCGCCUUUGUCAGCAACCUGUGUGUCUGUGGGGCGCUGCUUCGACCCAUCACACUGCAGGAAGACGAGGAGGAGCCAACAGGGGAGGCGAGACAUCCAAAUCUCGCCAAAGACUCUGAGAACAGCCUUUUGACAUCAAGCAAGUCACCAUCACUGCCCCUGCUGCUAGCAACCCCCGCCCCUCACCUGAAAAGGCGGUGGUGCUUCACUUCCUGCUUCCCGUCCAGUAAGGAGUACAGUUUCUUGCUGCUCCCGGACUUUCUGGGCCUGGCUGUAUCCUUCCUGUUCCUGGCCGCCGGCUGCAGUCUCCCCUUUGUCUACCUUGUGCCCUACGCUCUGAGCACUGGCGUCACCCACCAGUCCGCCGCCUUCCUCAUGUCCAUCCUGGGAGUCCUCGACAUCGUGGGGAAUAUCACCUUUGGCUGGCUGACAGACCACAGAUGUUUAAAGCCAUACCGUCUGGCCUGUUACAUCUUCUCUGUGGGGAUGGAGGGUCUCUGUUGCCUCUUCACUCCGUUGCUUCGAUCCUUCCCACUCCUUGUUCCAUUUGCCGUCCUCUAUGGUUACUUCGACGGCGCCUACGUGGCUCUGAUUCCUGUAGUGACGUCAGACGUGGUAGGGGCCACAUACCUAUCCUCGGCACUGGGAGUGGUCUACUUCCUGCAUGGCAUCCCCUACCUCAUCAGCCCGCCCAUUGGAGGUUGGUUGGUCGACAUCACAGGAAGUUACACAGCCACCUUCUACCUUAGCGGCGCGGCCCUGCUGGCCAGCGCGCUCAUCCUCUGUACCAACGCUGGGAUUCGUCGCUGUCACCACCAGCUAACCUCUGGUGCCAAGGACACCAAGCACACGCCCCUUCCCCUGAGCCUGCCCAAUCAGUCAGACUGCAUCGAGGAGACGGUUGGACAGGCCGUCGGUUUCGCCUCAGAAGAAACAAAUUGGAUUUAUCAGCACUGAACGCUACAGACAGUGAUGAGGGUUUGUUUUAAAGCCAAAACUCAUCCUGAGCUUGAUCAUGUGACAAAGAUGUACACAAACCUGAGUUAAACAGAAUGAGAUGAAGAUGGUAACGCUGGUAAACAAGCUAACAGCUACUCGUGUUGUCAAACAGAAAACAACUAUGAACUCCAGUGUGUUGAAGCUGUGGCAGCUUGUCUGCUGAAACAAGUAACCUUUGAUUCAAAUUGCUCACUGGCUGAGUGACAGCAUAUAUAUGAAUUGAUAUAUGUUGAUGAGGUGUAGAGGAAAAAUGAUGCCAAAACAUAUGUCGAUACAAGGGUUGAUUUAAGCAUGCCACACCCUGUUUUAGCUUCAGCAUAUCCUUUCAUGAAAUCAAUAACCAUCUUGAUGAGUUCCAGCCACAUUUAUGCCCAGUUAAUUUACCUGGCAUCAAUCCAGACUUCACAGCACUGUAGUUUCAAAAGUAGUGUUAUUUUGUCUUUUCAGGUCAUGAUGGCUCAAGUUACCCACAAUGGUGAUGGUAACGGUGAUGCACCUCAGAAAUGCCAACAGUGCAACAUGAAAACGCUGACCUUACUUCUGCUUAGAUCAGCGGGUUCAAACUUUGCAGACUGUGCGCCACUAUGUGGCAAACCAGAUUUCUCAAGCACCACUGCAGAUCUCAAGAAAGACCCACUUCACCUAUGCAAACCCACCCUUUGGUUGAAAUGACCACUACUAGUAUUACCAAUACUCAGGCCCGGUGCCAGGGUGAAAUAACUUUUUUUCCAGAAAAUAAAAUGAAUAUAUUUAACCAUGCAGAGUAGAGAUGUCUGGGUCUGAUGGUUAGUAUCGGCGCUGAUCCGGGUACAUUUCACAGGAUCGGUAUCAGCCUGGAUAAAGCAGAUCCAAAUGUAGAACUACAGUCCUGUAUGUGAGCGGAAGACGUGUUUUUGAGAUGCAUCUCACCCAUAAGAUGCUAUAAUAACCAGUUCAGCGGCCCACACUGGCAGAUCACACACUUUACGUACCUAGCUGCGAACUGAGGCCUGUUUUUAGCUUCAGGUCUAUUUUUUCAGCGCUGUGGCCUAAAACACUCCACAGAAUCCACCACAACCUUGACAGCUCCCUAAGUUGCAACCAGAACUCCACCAAAACAGAGAAAUACUUCAAAAUAAAAACCCAGUAAAACACAUGACCUACCAUGUGGUACAUCAGUCCUACCAAAGAUGCAGUUCUUUUUAAAGUUUGCUUUGGAUACACUAUACAUAGACAGUAUGGGAAGUAUUCAGACCCUUCCAAGUUUUACAGUUAAUGUUUCAGACAUCUUAAAAUGGACUCAAUUCAUUUUGUUUCUCAUCAGUCCACACACAAUACUCCACAAUGACAAAGU